AUGGGGAAAACACAGUCUAGGUCCUAUGAUUUAGCCACUGUGAACAGCUCACCACAGUCCUAUAUCGGAGAAAGUGUCUUUAAUGAGGCGGUGAAACCUGUGGACAAACCAGUCAUCAAACCUCCAGAAAAGAGUGUUGCUAGGCAAUCAAACAGCUGUCCUGUGAAGCCUGUUUCUAAAUACAAAACUGGUAACAAUCCCUGGGACUGGAAUCCGUCAUUGACUGCCAAUACUCCCAACAGUAACUCACAGAAAACGCCUGUUCCUGAUUCCACUGAGGUCAUUGUGUCUGGACAACAAGAACCCAACUCCGAAGCUGAACCUGACAUUGCCGUAGUUUCAACAACAACUGUAGAAAACGUUGCAGAACUAGAAAGUACCAUGUCGGAGAGUGACGUUAUUGAAGCAGUUGUGUGUGAUGAAGGUGAACUCCAAGACGGAGUGAUGAAAGAAGUGGCUUUAGGAGAAGGCAAAGUCCUUUUAGUAAAAGAAGGAAGUGACAUCCAUGCACUAGGAGCACAGUGUACUCACUUCGGAGCUCCCCUCGUAAAAGGUGCUUACUGCAAGGGCCGAGUGCGAUGCCCUUGGCACGGCGCAUGCUUUGAUGUACGGACUGGAGACAUCGAGGAUUACCCAGGACUGGACAGUAUCCACAAAUUUGGUGUGUCCGUAGCCGAUGGAAAGGUCAAGGUCAAAGCCAAUAAGACAGCCUUAAAGAAUUUCCGUCGUCAACGUAACAUGUGUAAGGCAAAGGGAGACGACACUGAUAACGUCCUUAUAAUAGGAGGAGGUCCUGCCUCCGUAGUAUGUGCUGAAACUCUUAGACAGGAGGGAUUCACGGGAGAGGUUUCCAUAGCAACUAAAGAGGAGCACUUACCAUAUGACCGAAUCAAACUAAGUAAGGCCAUGGAUGUUAAGCCAGCGGCCAUUGCUCUCCGUGGGGAAGAUUUCUACAAGAAUGCAGACAUCAACAUCCUCACUCAAAAAGAGGCUGAAGCAGUCGAUACCGAGAAUAAAUCUGUUACAUUCAAAGAUGGAAGCUCACAGACAUAUGGCUCGCUAGUACUGGCUACGGGAGGCAGUCCAAGGGUCUUGCCUAUCCCAGGUAUAGAUCUUGAGAAUGUCCGGAUGCUGAGGACACCUGCCGAUGCCAACUAUAUCGCUGAAAAUGCCGUAGGCAAGAACGUCGUUAUCAUUGGAUCAUCGUUUAUUGGCAUGGAGGUAGCAGCUUACUUGGCAGACAAAGCUGGAAGUGUGUCGGUUGUAGACAUCAUAAAAACGCCUUUCCAACUGGUCUUGGGGGACAAAGUAGGCGAACUGCUUAAACAGUUGCAUGAGGAUCAUGGAGUGAAAUUUUUCCUAGAGAGAGGCAUCAAAGAAUUUUCUGGAAAGGAUGGUCAUGUAACUGAAGCCGUUCUCUCUGACGAAACCAGACUGCCUGCUGACCUCUGCAUUCUCGGAGUAGGUGUAGUACCUACAACAGAUUUCCUUAAAUCCUCCGGUUUAACAAUGAAUAGAGGCUUUCUAACUGUCAAUAAGUUUAUGGAGACUAAUCUACCUGAUGUAUACGCUGCUGGUGAUAUUGUGGAGUUUCCACUGUUUACUGAGGGAGACAAGAAUGUUAACGUACAGCACUGGCAAAUGGCUCAUGCUCACGGCCGGACAGCUGCCUUAAGUAUAGUUGGUAAGAAGACAGAGAUAACUAGUGUACCUUACUUCUGGACUGUCAUGUACGGAAAAAGUAUCAGAUAUACAGGUUAUGGUGCCGGUUACGAUGACAUCGUCUUUCAUGGAAAUGUGGACGACUUGAAAAUGGUAGCAUUUUACACCAGGGGUGAGGAUGUCGUGGCAGUGGCAAGUUUAAACUUUGACCCCUUGGUGUCCCAAGCUGCCGAGAUGAUGGCUAAAGGUCUGAAGAUUUCAAAGAGCGAGAUUCAAGAGAAGCCCGAUACUUGGGUUGACAAGCUGUGCAAGCUAUAAUUUUUUACCUCAACAAGACCAAUUCCUGCUGGUAUGAAUUAUUAAUUAACAAAAUAAUUAAUUGGGUGUGCAAUUACUUGACAAAUGUUGAAUUUAAAGUUGGAAGUGAAGAAAUGACGAAAGUUAUCAAAACUCUUGAAAAGUCCAUUAUCUUUUCAUCAUAAUUUACAAUUCAGUGAGGAUUGUUGUCCAACUGGUUUUCUGUUAAAAGCUGGAUGCAGACAUUUUGUCUUGAAUCAUGCAAUUGUUUCACGGAUGCAAAUGAAAGAACAAAGUUGAUAUGCUGACACUUGUGUGUACAUGUGUUUUGUGUAAGUAUUGAUUAUUCAUCGAAUAAACAUUUUAAAGACAUCAGAAUGUAUCAUUGAAGAUAGAAAAAGUAUAAGAGAAUAUUUCUAUUGACCAGGGAUGUAUAAUGUAAUCCAUUGUAAUGAUGAUGAGUUACCAUGUAUGAGUGAGAU
Molecule: messenger RNA, 2441 nt
Organism: Ylistrum balloti
Lineage: Eukaryota; Metazoa; Mollusca; Bivalvia; Pectinida; Pectinidae
Product: apoptosis-inducing factor 3-like
Exons: 17
Coding region: 1-1980 (659 amino acids)
Cellular component (GO): cytoplasm
Molecular function (GO): oxidoreductase activity, acting on NAD(P)H; 2 iron, 2 sulfur cluster binding; flavin adenine dinucleotide binding
Source: RefSeq, a predicted model, not a curated record